Messenger RNA from Chaetura pelagica (chimney swift), 849 nucleotides. It is a transcript of the gene SRR, whose product is annotated as serine racemase. The coding region runs from base 1 to 849 and encodes 282 amino acids. Gene Ontology annotation, molecular function: serine racemase activity; L-serine ammonia-lyase activity; pyridoxal phosphate binding. Lineage: Eukaryota; Metazoa; Chordata; Aves; Apodiformes; Apodidae. The record is from RefSeq and is a predicted model, not a curated record. The transcript has 7 exons. Gene Ontology annotation, biological process: D-serine biosynthetic process; pyruvate biosynthetic process; L-serine metabolic process.
AUGCAAAUCCGUGGUGCCCUGAACGCCGUCAGGACCCUCGUUGAGGACACCCAGCGUGCUGGUGUGGGGCUGCCCCGUGCCGUGGUGACACACAGCAGCGGGAACCAUGGCCAGGCACUCGCCUGUGCUGCCCAGGCAGAAGGGAUCCCAGCCUACAUCGUGGUGCCCCGGACAGCCCCGUGCUGUAAGCAAGCUGCCAUCAGCAGCUAUGGUGCCACACUGGUGCUCUGUGAGCCCAGUGACGAGUCCAGAGCAGAGACAGCAGCUCGUGUAGUCCAGGAGACAGGAGGAGUGAUGGUGCACCCCAACCAGGAGCCAGCAGUGAUCGCAGGGCAAGGCACUAUUGCCCUGGAGGUGCUGGAGCAGGCACCCGAGGUCAACGCAGUGGUGGUUCCUGUUGGAGGUGGAGGAAUGAUUGCAGGAAUAGCUGUGGCCAUAAAGGCUCUGAGACCAGAUGUGAAGGUGUUUGCUGCUGAGCCACAGAAUGCAGAUGACUGUUACCAGUCCAAGGUAAGGGGGGAGCUGACCCCCAACCUUCACCCGCCGGACACCAUCGCAGAUGCAGUUAAAACCAGCAUCGGACCAACCACGUGGCCCAUCAUCAGGGACUGGGUUGAUGAUGUCUUCACAGUCUCAGAGGAAGAAAUCAAGAGAGCCACACGGCUGGUGUGGGAACGGAUGAAGCUGCUGAUUGAGCCAACAGCGGGGGUGGGAGUGGCAGCCGUGCUCUCGGAGCAGUUCCAGGCCAUCCCCCGGGAUGUGGAGAACGUUUGUGUCGUGCUCUGUGGGGGAAACGUGGACCUGAGCUCCCUGACCUGGCUCACAGACCUCCCUGGGAAAGCAGAAUGA